Molecule: messenger RNA, 2124 nt
Organism: Neltuma alba
Lineage: Eukaryota; Viridiplantae; Streptophyta; Magnoliopsida; Fabales; Fabaceae
Exons: 2
Coding region: 1-2124 (707 amino acids)
Molecular function (GO): zinc ion binding; nucleic acid binding
Source: RefSeq, a predicted model, not a curated record
AUGAUAUCUGAGUGGAUUGGUGGCGAUGGAAGAAAUUAUGACAUUAAGUACACAGUGGCCUUUGAUGAGAAGACAUUGAUUGACCUUCAUGACAAUGCUGAAAUGUAUAACCUCUUUCAAUACAAUGGGAACAGCGGUCAUGUGUAUGUGGCUGAAAAAAGACAAAACAGAGAGAUUCAUGGGCAUGUCACAGCAAACGAACUGGAUGUGUCUCCCAUUAGUUUGUGUUGUGAUUAUGGCUGGCUCAGUGAAGAAAAUGCUCGUGAAUGUGACAAUGAUGAAAUAAGUGGGCCCCCUAAUGUGGAUAAAUCUAUCGGAGCUGAAGAUACGGAUGGUAGUGAGAUGGUUCAUGCGGAAUGGAGGGGACUUUUAACAGGAGUGGGCCAACGUUUUCCUAGUGCAGAUGUAUUUCGGGUGUUUGUAUACAAGUUUGCACUUGCAAACAAGUUUGUGGCCAAGUAUAUGAGGAAUAGCAAGGAAUUCAUGUCGAUAAGGUGUAAAGUUGAGGGUUGUCCAUGGAAGCUAUGUGCAAAUCAUGUGGGGAAGAGUUGUGAUGUGCUACGAGUGACGACAUUUAUAAACCGGCAUGUUCAUUCUGCCCAAGAUAGCUUGGACGUGAUGCAUAGUGGAAGAGCUAGUUUGAACUCAUCAAUAAUAAUUGAUGAGAUGAGGGAUCAUGCAGACAAGCGCACUUCUGAGAUAAGGAAGAGGUUGAAACGAGAGUAUGGGAUUGAUCUAACAUAUAAACAGGCUUAUAGAGCAAGAGAGAAGUCACUGGAAGACAUAUAUGGCAGGCUUGAACAAUCAUACAUGCUCAUACCAUGGGUAUGCGAAAGGAUAAAGGAAACAGAUGAAAAAUCAGUGGCUGAAUGGACUGCUAUUGGGAACCGGUUUGAACGUGUUUUCAUUGCCUACGGGGCAUGCAUUGAGGGUUUCUUGGGUGGCGCGAGGCAUAUUAUGUAUGUUGAUGGAACUCACUUAAGCGGACCAUACAAGGGGACAAUGUUGUCAGCUUCAGCUUAUGAUGCAGAUAACGAGCUGCUGCCAUUUACAAUUGCAAUUGUGAAGGGAGAAACACUAGAUAACUGGACGUGGUUUUUCUAUAUGAUAAAAAAAAUCCUGAGUUCUGUGGAAGUAACGAUUGUAUCAGAUCGACACAAUGCUAUCAUCGGAGGAGUGGCAUCAAUCUUUGGGGGUCAAAGGCAUGCCUUUUGUUAUAGACACAUCAAGGAGAAUUUUAGUUCAGAAGUUAUGAAAAUGAAUAAGGGGCAAACAAGGACAAAUGGCCGAUCAAAGGAGGAUGCACUAUAUUUAUUGGAUAAAAUUGCAUACACAAGGACGGAUGAGAAAUUUGAGGCAGCAAUGGAUGACAUGAGAUCCUUUUCUCCAAGGCUAUUUGAUUGGCUUAUUCAUCAUGGGGAUGUAGAUAGGUGGGCUAAAAGUAGGUUCCCAUAUAAAAGAUGGGACAAUAUUACAACUAAUAUAGCAGAAUCAUUCAAUGCAUGGAUGGUGAAUGAGAGAAAGCAUACUGUACCCCAAUUGAUCUAUGAGCACCGAGAUAAAGUUGCAAGAAAGCUGCAUGCCUCCUAUGUGGGUAUGACCAAAUGGAAGAAUUGCGUUGGCCCAAAUAUAGAGAGUAAGGUGCUAGAUAUGGUGGCUGGGUCUGACCAUAUGUAUGCUGAAAAUUAUGGUGGGGGAAGAGUGAAGGUGACAACAUCACGUGGAGACCAUCGUGUUGAUCUUGGACUACACCAAUGCAGUUGCAGAUCUUGGCAAAUGACGGGGAUCCCUUGUUCCCAUGCUUGUGCUGCCAUCAAGAUUGUGCACGGCAAUGUUUAUGAUUAUAUUGAUAAUUGCUAUAAAAAGUCAUCACAAGAAAAGAUCUAUGCUCGCAGUAUGAUUCCUGUGGUAACAACAGACAUGCCUCACCCAAAUGACUACUAUAAAAUAGAAAAUGUCAGUGAGCAAGUUUUCUUGCUACCUCCCAUGACAUCCCGACCACCAGGAAGGCCAAAAGUAAACAGGGAUGAAUCACAGUUCCAGAACAAACGGAUAUACCACUGUGAAAGAUGCCACCAGCCUGGACACACAAGGAGGAAUUGCAGAAAUCUUAACCCAUCAUGA